Molecule: messenger RNA, 4816 nt
Organism: Microplitis mediator
Lineage: Eukaryota; Metazoa; Arthropoda; Insecta; Hymenoptera; Braconidae
Gene: dan
Product: myb-like protein U
Exons: 1
Coding region: 1720-3273 (517 amino acids)
Molecular function (GO): DNA binding
Source: RefSeq, a predicted model, not a curated record
UCGCGAUUCGUCGCGAGAGCAUCGUCGAACGGCGCGAGCCUUGUCGCUGUUUUUUCCCCUUCGCGGCAGUCUUUACAUCCUCCGCACACAUACAUACAUUUAUAUACAUAUAUCUAUCUUUCUUGGUAACCUACUGACAAUACAACCAGAGGAGAAGAUAAAGAAUCAGAAGGGCCGAGUGAUAGCAAAUAAUAGACGAAAGAUAAUUUAAGUUGAAAUUGUGGGAGACAAUAUAUACAUAUAAGUGGGGUGUUUUACGCGAUCGAGCCAAUCAGCGAUUAUCGAAGGGCAGCUAAGGCAAGUGCUACCGUGCUAGAGCCUAAGUGAAGGGGAGGGGGACGUGCAAACGAGCAAGUGAGCCAACGAGAGGACAGUAACCGCGCAAAGGACAAGGACAGAGGAGAGGGGGCAGCAGUUACUGCUGCCGAUAUACAACACCACCCGAUGACGAACUCCGGAAGAGGGGAUACAAGUUGGUGUAUUAGAGAAACGUGCGUGCGUUAGUAUAUCCCUCACAGACCCGACAGUUUCAAAUCAGUUCAGGUCGAGCAGUUACGGAGUGAACACUGACCGGUCACUGCUUAAAUAGUUCCAUCCUCGAGUUUAAAUAAAUCUUAAGUGCUUUCGCUUACUGAGUUUUACUUGAACUCCAUUGUCGGUGAUAUUUUCACCUGUUGUUUUUCAACACUCGCGCUCCAUUGUCGUGAGAGUUAACAUACAAAUAUAUAUAGCAUAUAUAUAUUUAUAAAAUUCAAAGACGUGUUGCAGUCGCGCUCUUUAAGACGGUCAUCGUAAAAAUUAUUUCGCGACGCAUUCCACGGUCUACGGACCUGAAUUACAUUGUGUUUUGUGUGUGCGCGUGUGUAUUUUUUACUUAACCACACUCUGGUGCCAAAGACAAUCCAAGUAGUAGUCGUGCUUUAGAUGCUGAUGCGACUGUUGUAUAAGAGAGCUUCAGUAGUACGACGAACAGUGAGUAUAGAGAAAUAGAACACGCGGGUGAGAGGAAACGAUAAUCUUAUCGUAUCGGUGGUGUGUGUAGUGAGACGACGAUACUCGUCUGGUUUAUAUGAAACAAAAUAAAAUAAUUAUUUUAUUUUCUUAGCAUCACCAGUGUACGCUAUCUCACAUCCUCGCGAGUGUUUACCUUCUCUACAACCGAGUGACUUUUUUUCGUAAUUCAAAGUGGUAUUUUUUAAGUGAAAAACAGACAACAAGUGCCGGUCGUUACCAACCCCGGUGAUUUUAUUUUCCGUUGGUUUUUAGUGGCUGUUACCGUUGGUGCACUACCUCGUGGUACAGCAAUAAUAUUGUUCCCGCGCUGACUUUCGAUUGGCUGUUGUAAGGGGACGCGCGGAAGAGGAAUCGGGAGUGCCGUUUUACGGGAGACUUUCCUCUCUUACUCCCCUAUAUACAAACCGCCUGGUGUCUGCUGUGGUGGGAGUUGUGUUCAUUCAUAAAAAACUCUUUAUUACUGUGAGCGCAUGUGCUAUUCUACUACGUGGAAAUAUUCUCUCAUCCCCCAGUUAUUCACUACACUCUCUCUGUUACUUAAACUUGUGGGAUUAUAAAGUACAUCGUUGGUGCACGCGAGUAUUUAACAUUUGUGAGUAACAGUGUGUUGAUCGUCUCCAAUCGGGUCUACCGCAACUGUUAAUUUUUUCAGUUUAUGAAUAAUAAUUAUAUUCAGUGGUAUUUUAUACGUAAUUGUUCAGGACAAUGAAGAUGAAAGGUGACAGUGGAAAACCGGGCAAGCGGCCCAUCAAAGCCCUCACGACUCACGAGAAAAUCAUCGCUAUUGAGCGAGUGCAUAGCGGCGAGAGCAAAGCAUCUGUCGCCCGUGACAUCGGAGUACCCGAGUCCACACUCCGUGGGUGGUGCAAAUCCGAGGAAAAAAUUCGUGGUCUAGCUCGUAACUCAUCGCCUUCCAGCAAUGAGCGAACCUCGCCGCUGUCAGUGACCAGCAACUCAGCAUCAGUUCCUACAGUAAACACUUACUACAGUGAAGACAACGGUCCAGUUGCCAAAAAAAUUAAAACUGACCAUCAGUCAUCAAGGGUACCGAGCGCGUAUGGAAUCAAUGAAAAUCUGGAAAACAACGCGAGAGCAACAUCAAAUAUGUCACACACUGAGGCCGCGCAAUUGGCAGCUGCCAUGGCUCGCAUAAAAGAAGAUCCUACGAUGCUCCUACAAGGGAUGAACGUUCCGUAUUUUAUGUCCCAAUAUGCCAGCAUUUAUGAGUAUUCCAUGCGGGAAGCUGCCAGACUAAAAAAUAACAACAACAACAACAACAUUUCCGCGAGUCUUGUUGCAAACGGGUUACAGUAUUCUUUUUGUAAUAAAAAUAAAAGCAUCAGUGGAACCGCGAAAUCAAACCGUACUCAUGCCUUGAAUUAUGGACGCAAAAGUUUGCCAUCAUCUCUUGAAGAUCAAACGACUUUAGUUUCAGUUUCACCGAGAGAAUCACCAGAACUGGGCCGCCAAUCGAAAAGCAAAAUCAGAAAUCCUGUGCUCAAUAAUCAGGCUAGAAAUUACUCAACUAAUUUCAAUAACAACAAUAUAAUUGCCCCUAAUGACAACAACAAUCUCUUUGGUUCUAAAAACAACAACUUUGCCGGCAAUAACAAUGACAACAUCCAGAACAACAACAACAGUUAUGGAUUGAAUGAUCCGAUGUCGAGGUACAAACCUGCACAGCAGCAGCCUUUGGGGAUGACACCAACUGCUGAAGUAAACCCCAAGAACAUGAGCCAACAGAUGCAAUUAUACAAUUGGUACCAGUCCCUCGCCAAUGGAGUGCAGCCUGCAGUGACGUCUGCACCAACGCCUGCUGGAAAUUCUUCUCCAAUCACAACACCAACUUCGACGCUGGCCAAAAAGCCACUCACCAAGAAGACUCGGGCAACUCUUGAUCAAUUAUUUUCCAACAACAGUGUAAAUGUUAUGUCAAGUAUCGAUGCCACAGCUGGUGGUGCCAAUGAGGACGCUGGCAAGGAACCCGCCCGCGACAGCGACAAAGAAGACGACGAUGAAGAAAACAAGCCAGGACCCAUUGAUAAGGUAGAAGCUAUUAAACACGCUAAGAAAUUCAUGUCUUAUCUUACGAAAACCAUGGAUCCUAAUGUGACCUGGACACAAAUUAGACAAUUCGAAAAAUUAGUAGAACAAGUCGAGAAUGCUGGUUCUAAAUUAACUCCAAAACAAGUCAGAAAAAAUUCUACUGUUGUUAGACAUUCGGCCUCGGCAUUAGAAUUGUCGGUCAAAAGCGAAUAGAGUCACCGCGAUAUAACUUCAUUUUUUUAUUUUGUUUUUGUAAAAUAUAUUUUUAGUAAAUUUAGUAAAUUUACUUUUUUUUUUUUUGUGACUUUAAUCGUUAAUUCGCGCAUGUAAAUAUUUAAUCGGUAAUAUUUAAUUAAUUAAUUAGUAUAUCAAUCCAAUGAUAAAUUGUCAUUAGUAUUAAAAAUGUAAAUAAUUUAUUAUUUUUCAUUAUUUAUUUUUAAUUAUUAGUGCAAAUAUUCUCUUUAAUUAUCAUAAAUAAUUAAUAAGUUUGUAAAUAAUUAUUUACAUUUAUUUUAUUUUAUUAUUUAAUCUAUUAUUAUUUUUAUUAUUAUUAUUAUUAUUAUUAUUAUUAUUAUUGAUUGCUAGGGUUUAAGAUAUCAUAUCAAUGAUAUAGUUUUUUUUUUUACCUCAUUUAAAAUGUAAAUAGAAUCAUACCAAAUUAACUGUACAACUAUAAGUAAUUUUAAGUGAAAAAAAAGUUAGGGGUUAAUUGAAUAGUUAAUUUAUGUAAAUAAUGAUGAUAACAAAGAUUUAAAAAAGAACGAGAAAAAAUAUAAUGAUUUUAAAAGUUUUAUAAAUUUAUAUAAAUCUAAAUUAAAAAUAGUAAUUUAUCGGAUAUUAAUUAUAUUGCACACCUCAAACGCGUAGCGGAGAGGUAGUGCUAUGCUAUCACCAAAUUUUUUUAUUUUCUCAUUCUUUUUCAAAUUUAUUAAUCGCGACGGUUGUCUGUAAAAAUUAUUUUAAUUUUCAUUACUUUUGGAUUAUUAUAUUUUUAGUUUUAAUUGAGGGAAAACUCGCGCCGGUCUCAGGUGGUUGUGAUCACGUUUACUAAAUUUUAGUAAAUAAAUAUGCACCUGCGUUGUUAUUGUACCUUACAAAAAAAAAAUUAAAAAAAUUAAAAAAAAAAAAUGGUACAAAUCAUCAUAUCAAUAGUAUUUAAAUGACCGUCGUGAAUACUGAUCUCGAUCGAUUAAAAUAAUAUGGCUGUAUAGUAGUAAAAUCAUGAGAUGCGAGUAGUAUAAACACUCACAUUCUUCAGGCACACAAAUCCUAUGUACAGUAGACUGAUUCAAAAAAAUCAUCUAAUUUUUUUUUUCUUCAUCAUAAACAACUGCCGCAUCGCGAUUUUCUUUUUCCCGUUUAAAUAACAUGGGAAAAUUUCAAACUUUACAGUACAAUACUCAAUAUUCAAACUUUCACAGUAUUUUUUUUGUCAUUUCCAAAAAUAUUUUCGAUAUAAUAAAGAAAAAAAAAAAUUAGUCGAUUUUUUUGAAUCAGUCUAAUGUACAGUGAUAUGGAACGUAUACCUGAUCAGGGAACUAGGUCGGUCUCGCAGGUGGUUGAGAUCAGGCCAGAAAGCUAAGGGUGCUCUAAUUUUAGUAAAUAGAUACCCUGCGCUAGGGGCCCGGUCACUGGUUUUCUGGUUGGGCCGUGGGUGUUUUACAUUACAAAAAAAUAUAUAAAAUUGCUCUCUAAAUGUAAAUAAGUGAAUAUUCUCUUAUUCAUAUAUAAAAUUAAAAAAAAAAAAAAAAAAAAA